Molecule: messenger RNA, 2138 nt
Organism: Amorphotheca resinae ATCC 22711
Lineage: Eukaryota; Fungi; Ascomycota; Leotiomycetes; Helotiales; Amorphothecaceae
Exons: 4
Coding region: 53-1915 (620 amino acids)
Biological process (GO): regulation of DNA-templated transcription; DNA-templated transcription
Molecular function (GO): zinc ion binding; DNA-binding transcription factor activity, RNA polymerase II-specific; DNA binding
Source: RefSeq, a predicted model, not a curated record
CUCUUUGUUAGAAUAUCCAAGUCAUCUAUCCCAGAGUUGAUACAGACUGGAUAUGCAAUCGCAAAAGCGUGCUUGUAUUGAUGAUCAGACGGAUGAGGCCUCCAGAGGAUCGAAGAGCCGUGCCUGCAACGAAUGCAAGAAACACAAAAUCAAGUGCGAGCGGAGGCCGGGGGUGUCAAGCUGUGCCAGGUGCCAUAAGCAGGGCCGCAGAUGUAUUAGCAGCGGUCACCUCCAAAGAAUCGUCGAAGAGGACACCGCGUGGAAGAAGGUGGCAAGUGCUCACACACUACAGCUCCAAUCAGCAGUUUUAGACCUCCUUAGACAUUGUCAAUUGCCUGACCUGUCAACUUACAAAACAAAUGCAACAACACCCCAAUCAUUGGAUGCCGUGCUUCCUUGUCCGGAAACAGGUUCUACUAUGGCAAUGACAAGGGAGAAUUCACAGGAACCAGGGACUGAGGCUGAACUGGUUCCAGCUCCGAUGCGCAGCUUAUACGAAGUGACGAAACUACGGAAUCUUCGAAGUAAUCUGUACAGUCAGCCACGAACCAUAAACAUGAUAGACAACGACAUGAUAUCAAGAGGAGUUUUAUCCCUUGACCAGGCAGAAAUGCUGUUUUCCCUCUUUAAUCGUACUAUGAACCAUUGCUUGUGGGGCGGGAUUGCACUCACCCAUUCUGAUUUGACAUCUGUCAGGCAAUCAUCGUCUCUUCUUACCGUCGCGAUAUUAGCUGUUGCAUCCUUACACGUUCCGGACCAGAAUGAAACCUUUGAGGCGUGCUACCUAGAGUUUGUUACGUUGGUGUCAAAGUCAACGCUCAACCGUUACCACACCCUAGACGAGAUACGAGCUCUCUGUAUAGGUGCGUUUUGGCUCUCGGACCUUAGCUGGAAGCUGUCUGGCCAUGCUAUAAGAAUAGCAACAGAGAUGAACCUGCAUCGAGGGGUCCAAAGACUACUAAGGGGAAAGCUUGAGAACUUUGAGCACGUUCAAUUGUGGUACCUGUUAUAUGUAUGCGAUCAUCAUUUCAGCAUAGCAUAUGGUCGGCCUCCGGUGAUUCACGAAAGUCCAGCGAUCAGGAACUACGAGGCGUUUCUGCAAUCUCCACUAGCUGGGCCAGGCGAUGUCCGGUUGGUAGCUCAGGUUGCACUUUUUAUAAUCCUGACCCAAGGAUAUGAUGAAUUUACCUCAGAUGUUGAACAGCCCUUAGAGGAGGACGACUUUGAUCGCCUGAGGGCGCUUACCCUGGACGUUGAGAUGUGGCGGAUGAAGUGGCAGCCUAGAUCAGCAGACAGUCCAUAUGUUGGUUGUUAUCCUUCUAAAGGCGUUGUGUUACACUAUCACUUCGCAAAAUUCCAGCUAAAUUCUCUUGCCCUCCGCGCCAUCGCAUCCGAUGCCCUUCUUUCCAUGGAUCGAAGAGAUGCUAUCAACAUCGCCAUCUCCUCUGCUAUAUCAACUUUGAGCAUGAUUCUUCACGAACCAGACAUCCGCAGCGCCAUAGUCGGCGUUCCUCUCUUCACGCAUACAAUGGUUGCCUUCUGCGCCGUCUUUCUCCUCAAAGUAGCGUGGACACGGAACUCGCAAUUCCUGAACAUUGACAAGCGCCAGGUACAGUAUCUUGUACAGAAUGUUAUUGAGAUGAUGUCUAGUGUCGCCGCCAGCGACAGGCAUCUCACGUACCACAUCGCUCGUGGCUUGAGUAAGAUGCUGAAUAGGCUCAAGAAUAGGGGUAUAAGUCCGGAUGCGCAAGCGUAUAGGACUGCAAGUACCGUUGCAGCUGCAGGCUUGGGCGGGCCGACACAGGUCUCUAUAUUCGAUACUUUGGGUACGUAUGGAUUCGAGUUUGAUGAUACUUGGAGCGAGUUCCCGACGUUUCCUGAUCCGUUCGCUAUUAUGUUACCCAGUGAUGGAUAGUAUGAUUAACUACACGUAAUACCCGCUCUUGUUAUGGCAGCUUUGCGUUACAUAUCAUGCGCCAACUCUAUAUGCACUGUUGAUUCCUUCGCGCUGUCGACAAGUCCCUCGCUCUUGUUCCUUAGCUUUGCCUGACUCUGUAGCUGGAUAUCUAUCUUGGCAACAAAGUCCUUGUCGACAGAAUUCCUGACCACUUUGAAAAUAGACGGUCGCUUCCCGUCCU